AUGCCUAUCCCUGUAUUUGAUGAGUGGGCCAGCUCCCGCAGCCAGACCCUCUCCCUCUCGGCCUUAAAAGGCGCUGUGAUUGGUAUUCAUGCCUCUCACUACCUUGACCUCCAUCUCAACCAUAAUCUCACCAAAGAACCUCUUUUGAUUGCCUUGGGAGGGUUUCCCUUCGCCCUGAAAGCACAUAUCGAAAAGGAGCUCCAGGCCCUUAAAAAUGCUGGGAUCACUUGUGUUUUUGUUUUUGAUGGAUUGGAAAUUGGGAAGCCGGAACAGGACAUUGCGGCCCAGAAUCAGUCUACUCGAGCUUUGAGACAGGCUUGGGAAUAUUAUGACCAACAACAAGCCGACCAGGUGGUAGAUGCAUUCAGCACUGCUGGAAGUGCAAAGCCUGAAUCACUUUACAAAUUUCUUCAGCGAAUUUUAUUUGCAGAAGGCAUUGAGUUUAUCGUCGCCCCCUAUGCGGCUGCGCCCCAGCUUGCCUAUCUUGAAAAAGGUCCAAAGCAAUUUAUUGAUGCGAUUUUCGGACCAUCCGACCUUUUCCUCUUCGACGUUGAUAAGGUCAUAACCAAGCUUGACACGGAAAGCUUCCAUUUCAACUGGAUUACUAGACAAGCAUGCACAAAUGAUCUAAGCCACCUUACAAACGACCAAUUCAUCGAAUUCUGUCUACUUCUUGGCUCUCCCUACCUGCGCACUUUCCCUCCUUUUGAGAGCCACCCGUUCCCAGGGAAGGCGCUGAACAUUCGUGAUGCGUUAAACUUGUUCAACAACUUAGGAAGGAAUGCCAUUGCCUUAUGUACACAGUUUGAAGACGAUCAGCGCGUUCAUGAACUGCAGUAUUUGGAUCGCUUUAAACGUGCAUUCGUCACUUUGAAACACCACAUAAUUAUAGAUGUUGAUGGAAAAGUGGGACCUAUUAACCCAGAAAAUGCACCUUCUGAUCUGCAUGAAUUGGUGGGACAGCGAUUACCAGAAGAGCUCUACUUCUAUAUGUCUAAGGGAAUCAUUGGACCAAAUGUUCCGAAUUGGCUAACAUCCGGUGAAAUUCCGGUCAACCUUCCGCUUGGCGCAGAGGAAUCAGACGUGUAUCGCCGCCUUGUAUCUGACAUGCUCACCCCUGCCCGCACUCAGUCUAUUUGUCUUCUUUCUAACUCACUCCAUCGAUUCUAUCAGACCAAGGCCAUUCAUAUUCGCCCUUGGUAUGAUAACAAGUCUGAUCGAAUAAUUAACCUGAAAACAUUGCCGUCUGUUAGGGAAGUGCUUAUUCCAUGGCGUCUUCGCCAAUCUCAGCUCCCGGAGAAAUUACGAGAACUCCAGGGCUCCUCCCCGCUCAUUACUUCAUCCUUAACGAUCGCGAAAGACCCAGACUUUGUAUCAAAGUCAUUUGUGGCUAAGGAUGCGCCUCAACUCUCAACGAAAGCAGAAAUUCUUUCAAAUGUUAUGUGGCGAUUCCUUCAGCUUCGUGGUUAUAUCGACGACAAACACCAACUUACAGCGUGGGGUCUAGCUCUGGAAAAGGGACUCUCUUGUUUGAAUCCAUAUGAGCAGGAAAACCUAGAAGAGCCUACCUUUCUGGCAGUAGAAAUGCUACGUCUGGGGAUUCUUAAUUCAAAGGAAUUAUUUGUUAACACGUCCGGAGGCCCAAUGAGAGGCAGUGCGGAAGAAAGAUCUUUCAAUUUAUUAAUAUCCCGUGUUGCAUGUUUCGGAAAAAUUCGCCAUAAAUCCAUUGGCUAUUCUGGACCAUUGAGCAGACAGCUCCUCUCCUUUCAUUCUUUAGUUUAUGCAAUUCGCUCAACUCUUCGAGAUUUGAUCGAGGUGAUACUGGCUGGCCUUCUCCUUGGAGGAGAGGCUGAUCGUGAGCGAAGCGAUUGGUCUAGUUUAGGCCUCAGUUUACCGUUUAUUGAUGAUAAUGACUGCGGCCUUGGUAUUGCCAUGCGCACGUACCUCGAUGACUUACCACAACAAACUGACCCCACAUCGGCAUCCGUCCGGGCAGAAGUCAAAGCGAAAGGAAAAGACUGGUUCCAGCAUAGCCAUAGCUUUGUUGAGAAUCUGGAUAUCGCCUGUCACCUCUGGGAUGCGGUGUAUACGGUCUCUCAGAAAGCGCCUACGAAAGAUUUUAAGGAUGCCAAAGUAUGGAGCGACACGAACAAGUGGCUAGAAGAGCGAAGGGCGAUGAUGGACGAUGACCUGAUGGAAGUGCUGUGUCCGCGUCGAAAGGAGUACCCCGAGCAUUUCCGUAAGGAGUUUCUACGGAGGAUAAGAGGCGGGAGUGUGCAGCCUGGGAUGGUUUGUUUUGUUGCGGUUACGGAUCCUGGGGAUGAUAAGGAUGGUGGUAAUGCGGGCAAGAUUGUUGGGUAUUGUGUGUGGAAACGAAGGGGUAGCGGACCCGAUGCGAGAAAGUGGCAGAAGGAGAAUGAAGGGGCCAUGAAUAAAAUCUACGCCCGGUAUUAUAGUCUCCUGAAAUGGGCUGUUGACCAUUUCAAGCUGGAUAAAAGUGUCGACCCUGAAAUGCUUGCAAAAUAUGUCUCGUCUACGGGUGAUCACUUCUCUUCACCAAUCUUCUCCGAAAUGUGGUAUAUCGCCGCGCUCGCCGUCGACCCAGUGUAUCAGCGUCGUGGCAUAGGCAAGCUGCUUGUCAAAUGGGGCAUCGAGCAGGCUCGGCGCGAGAAAGUGCCGAUAGGAUUAGAAGCGAGUCCCAAAGGAAAGGGGUUGUACGAGAAGUUGGGCUUCAGGACGGUGAAGGUAACGGAGUGGAUGCCAGGGAUGACGGACCCGGUGAUGGUAUGGGAGCCGGAAGGCCUAAGCGCGGAGGAAAGCUGGUUUGCGCGGGCCAGAAAGCAGGCGGAGCGGGCGAGCGGUGGAGCUAAGGCGUAG
This is a messenger RNA of Ophidiomyces ophidiicola, 2877 nucleotides long. RefSeq lists its product as uncharacterized. Gene Ontology annotation, cellular component: nucleus. Gene Ontology annotation, biological process: DNA recombination; mismatch repair; DNA double-strand break processing. Lineage: Eukaryota; Fungi; Ascomycota; Eurotiomycetes; Onygenales; Onygenaceae. Bases 1 to 2877 code for a protein of 958 amino acids. Gene Ontology annotation, molecular function: acyltransferase activity, transferring groups other than amino-acyl groups; 5'-flap endonuclease activity; 5'-3' DNA exonuclease activity. The transcript is spliced from 11 exons. The record is from RefSeq and is a predicted model, not a curated record.